GAAACCAUGGACUCGUUAACAGAAGAAGCUGUGAAGUUUUAUAUUAUGAACAAGGUGGAUCCGAGACAACGUCUGCUCUCCAAGAUUGUGGAAGAGGUACAGGACGUCGUUCAUCGAUUGACCAAAGAAAUCAGCUACAAAGACAUUAGAUUCCAAGCCGUUUCUAAAUCAGUCUAUCACAAUGAAAACUUAAAGGUUUUGGCACCCACCCUGUUUGUCGUCACAGUCCCAAUAAAAGGACUACUUGGGUAUAGAAAGAGCCAGUCCCGACGAUGGAGGUAUUAUUCCGUGAGUGGCUCUAAGCUCUUCUCUCCUAUUCGGGAUCCUGAAGAAAUGUACCAAUGGCUAGAGAUAAAUCAGUUUUUGAAGACUCUACGGCAGUGGCAUGAAACGGAUGUGACAUUGGAUGGAGACAUCAUGCCAGCUAAGGUCGUUGAAGUGUUCCAGAAGCUGGUGGAAGACUCAAUUACAGCCUGCAAUCUCUCUGAUGAAGUCAGCAUAUUAGACAGUUUUGGCCCUGUUGUUCGAUUGACGGUGGAGACAUCAGAAUUUCAGGUGGAGGUAGAGCUGAUUCCGGUGGUGGAGAUCCUCAACCGUUGGUGCGAGAAAGCUCACUGGCCUCGAUGUUUCUCCCGAUGGCCUUCUCGGGAGAAAGUACAGUGUGUUAAGUCAUUCGGGUUUAACCUGAUGGCUCGCUCUAGUUACCACUGGCAAGUGAGCUUCGACCGAGCUGAGAAUAUGCUGAUGGAGGGGAUAGAUGACGAUGGCGGCUGCCGAAAGAUAUGUUACCGGGUCCUGAGACAGAUGAAAGAGGACGUUUGGUGUCCUGGAAACAGACCCGUCAUCACAUCCCAGCAUCUUCAGACUAUACUGUUUUGGACUUGUGAAAAGUACCCACGUUCCAAAGACUGGCGUAUCUUCAAAAAAGCCUUCUUGCGCCUGGUCCGUAAACUACACAAGUGUGUGAACCAGCACUACCUGAAACACUUUUUCAUCAAGGACACCAACAUGCUUCAGUAUGCCAGCAGAAGUGAGUUGGAUAUAGUGGCCCAAAAGCUGACCUAUUUCCUAAAGAAACCUGUGCUCCAAGAAGACUGA
Trichosurus vulpecula (common brushtail) is the source of this 1098-nucleotide messenger RNA. Its product is annotated as protein mab-21-like 3. The transcript has a single exon. Bases 7 to 1098 code for a protein of 363 amino acids. The record is from RefSeq and is a predicted model, not a curated record. NCBI's taxonomy places the organism in Eukaryota, Metazoa, Chordata, Mammalia, Diprotodontia, Phalangeridae.